AAAACAUUGAAGUUGUUUAUAGUAAAUAUUUUUAUUUUCUUUCUAUUUCUUACAAUCGCUGUACUUGGAUAAUUUUUGCAAGUAUCUGCAAGUAUAUCUAAGACUCUGAAAAUAUGGAUGAUGAAAAUUUAUCUAGAAACACGGUAGGAAAACUCUUGUGAUCGUAUUAAAAAUGAUUUGAUUUCGAUAUACAGUAUAUAAAAUCGUAAAAAUCCAUAUAUGAUAUUAUUAAAUCCAAGCAGAUUACUGUAACGGUUUUAGUGAACACAUUUUAAUCUAAUCCUUUGAUCCAGAUUGGUAAACCUAGCUUAAUCUGGCUAAACUUAAUAUGGAUAAAUUAUUUAAUUAUUAGGUACUGUUGCAAUGCUGUCGCCAUGGUCCUACCCGGCUUAUGAGAGCCAUUCACCCCCCUGAAAAUAUUCAAAAUGGUACAAGUUCAAGGGGGUGAAUGCCUCUCAUAACCGCACUGGCUAGAAAAAUGGCGACAGCAUUGUUAUGACGAACAAGUAGGCAUUUACUUGGCCGACUCACAUACCAGAGAAAAAAACAAACAAACCGAAUUUAUGACUCGGUUGACAUAGUCACCCAAGUAAUUAUUGCGAAUCAUGGCAGUGGUUACACUUGGGGUUGGCUGGCUUUCUGUAGUCUGUAUGGUCUCUAUUCUGUGAACUUAUAUUUUUUUUCUGUCUGACACCAGAUGACUUUACUCAUCAAGGGAAAAGAAAAAAAAUUAAAAAAACUAAAAGAAAAAAGUGUUGGGCAUUAUUAAUUACCUACUCUCCCAGACUUUGUUUGGAACAUGACUGAAAAGUGUUUUUAUUGUUUUGAAAACAAGUUUUCCAUCUUACAAGAUUUUUGUCAAAUUUAGAAAGCCUUACAGAAAGAUAUAAAGAGAGCAAAGAUCUUUGCCGUACAACAUCUCACAAGAAGAAUUAAAAUGUUAAAAAAUAAAAGGUAUGGUAGUAUAUUGCCUUGUGCAUCUUAUCAAUAUGGCCAAAUUACUCAAUGUACCCUAUAUAUAUUAUUUUACUCUGUCUAAUGCCAGACAAUUUUACUUGUCAAGGGGAGAGUGCUGACCCUCAAUGGAUUAAUCAGAUUAUCUGCUUGUGCAUUUAGUUAACCCAUUGAGUGACAGCACUCUCUCCUUGAUAAGUAAAAUCGUCUGGUGUUAGACAGAGUAUUUUAUUCUUAUUUUAUAGAGGGACAGAGCAACAAGUUGAGAAAAACACGAGAAAAGCAACUAGAUUUUAUGAAGAACUUGAGUAUAUUAAAGUAACGUAAAAGUUGAUGCUUUAUUUUGUGAUCAAAUAAAUAAAUAUUAUAUAUCACUAAGAUCAAAGCAUUACAACUUAUAUGUAUUGUUAUUCAUCAGGAACUUGAAAUCGAUACUGUCAUAAAAAAGAUCCAAAAUAAAGACUCAAGUGAUUCUAUGGUGGUAGGUUUAAUUUUGAUAUUACCUAAGUAUGGGACAUUCUAAAUCCAGACCCCCCCCUGAAAAUAUAUAGUGUGGAUCACCCCCUUGUAUAUAUACAGUAGUAUGAAUCACCCACCCACCCCACACCCCUGAAAAUAUCUAGGCUGGUCACCCCCCCUAAAAAUAUCUUUGUUGGACCACAUACCCCCUCCGUGAAAAUAUCGACAACCCUUGGAUAGGUGCGCUUCUAAAUCUGUACUUGUCCCCUGCUUGGAUUUGCAACUGUUGCCACAAAAAUCCAAUCUAAAUAAUCUCAUCCCCAAUCUAACAUUUGUAACAAAAAUGUAUGUUGUAGGUUACUGCAGAGGAGGUUGAACAACGCGCUUUGGAUCGACUCAUUUCAUCAAAACCAAUUCAGGAUCAUUUAAAACUAUCAAAUACUACAUGUGCAAAAAGUAACCUUGUUUAAUUCUUGUGUAUCACAAAAUUCAUUCCUCCUAGUACUUACCUUUCUCAGUCGUUUGACUUUAAUUUCUUUUCCUAUUUCUCUUUUCCUUCACCAGUACAAUCCUCCCUCAAUGAUCCAGCUGUUAGAUCUGCAAAGAAAGCCAAGACAAAGCUCAAACUGAAGCAAGAAAAUCUCACCAUUCCCACCAUCCCGACAUCGAUACCUUCUUCAGCAAGUGACAAUGACUCUUGCCAGUCAGACAAUGAAAUAGAACUGGAGAGAACUCCAAGCUCAUUUUUUGUUCAGAGUUUAUCGUCUGUGAAGAAACGUGACCCACAUAGCACAAGACAAAAUAGCAAACCUGGAAAACAGAAAGAGAACAACUUAAAUAAUAAAUCUAGAAGCAAUAAGAAACCUCAAAAGGUAUUAGACUAGCUGACAUUGACCAUAUAUUCGUGGGUUUGAACUGGUUCAAAUUUUGAUCAGAGUUUUCGCCAUGCCCGCGAUAAUACCCAGUCAACUUUCAUCAACUCUCAUGCAACUCUAAAACUCUUGUUCUCGUUUGACCAGGACAUGCAGGAGAGUUGAGAAAACUCUAAUACAAACUCUCGUUUCUGAACUCUUAUCAACUCUCAUAUAACUCUUGUUCUCGUUUGACCGGGACAUGCAUAAAACUCUUAUGCAAACUCUCGCUUCUCAACUCUUAUCAACUCUCAUGCAACUCUUGUUCUCGUUUGACAAGGACAUGAGAGUUGAGAAAACUCUUAUGCAAACUCUCGUUUCUCAACUCUCAUCAACUCUCAUGCAACUCUUGUUCUCGUUUGACCAGGACAUGAGAGUUGAGAAAACUCUCAUGCAAACUCUCGUUUCUCAACUCUUAUCUUCGUUUGAACAAGGUUUACGAAUUUACUAAAAUAUUCGUUUGUUUUAUAUUAGGAACGCAAGAAAUCAUCAAACAGAAUGGGGCAAAGAGCAAGACAAAGGUAUAAAUGCCUAUUCUAUUGCUGAGAUGAUAUCUCAAACGUUGUUAUACAUUGUAGGUCUUUGUAAUUGUUUAGAGUUUGGAAAGAACAGUAUGGUAAGAAAGCGAACCACGUGAAGUCCAGUGAUAAAAUGGCAAAACCAAAACAGGACAAGACUCGCACGAAAUUGACGACGAAUGCAAAUCAAAAACCGAGACAAGAAACAAACAUGAAUAAAGGUUAGUCUUAUUCUAAUAUUUUAAGGUUAAAGCGAAUAGUUAUGGACGAAUUAGGACGUAGCUUUUAGUUUUCAUAAAUCUAGAAGAAGUCAAAACAAUGGAAACGACAAUGGAAUAUUCUGAUCACUGGAUCAUGACUGCAUGACAUGAAAAACAGUGAGAUUUUCAAAACAAUGAAACUAUUAUGAAAAGACAAUGGAACAUUUCGAACACUGGAUCAUAACUGAAUGGCAUGGAGAACAGUGAGAUUUUCAAAACAAUGAAAAGACAAUGGAACAUUCAGAUCACUGGAUCAUGACUGGAUGACAUGGAGAACAGUGAGAUUUUCAAAACAAUGAAAAGACAAUGGAACAUUCAGAUCACUGGAUCAUGACUGGAUGACAUGGAGAACAGUGAGAUUUUCAAAACAAUGAAACGACAAUGGAACAUUCUGAUCACUGGAUCAUGACUGGAUGGCAUGGAGAACAGUGAGAUUUUCAAAACAAUGAAAAGACAAUGGAACAUUCAGAUCACUGGAUCAUGACUGGAUGGCAUUGUUGUCAUGCGAAGACUUACAAAUCUGAUUUUUACUUGCAGGCGCCAAGAGAAAAGAGAACUCUGUGGAAGAAACGGCAAGUCAUCCCUCUUGGGAAGCAAGCAAACGAAGAAAACUUCAACAAAAUAUCAGUCAGACAAAAUUUCAAGGAAAGAAAAUUACUUUUGAUGAUAGUGACUAAAAGAACUAAUGACUUAUGCGAAACUUUCUGUACAGUGUACAUUUAUUUAAUGCAUGCACAAGUUUCAAAAUAGAUAUAAUAUAUAAAGCAAA
Messenger RNA from Paramuricea clavata, 3871 nucleotides. The record is from the annotation of a GenBank genome assembly. NCBI's taxonomy places the organism in Eukaryota, Metazoa, Cnidaria, Anthozoa, Malacalcyonacea, Plexauridae.